GUGGGGGGAGGGUCAUGUCAUGUGGCCAAAGCCAGCAAAGAUGCUGCUGCUACUGCUGCUUUGAUCUACCCUUUAUAAAAAGAGCUUUUUGGGCUCUCUUUUCGGCGUUCUGCUCCACCUUCAGUGUGGAUUUCCACUACCUAGUCUCGCUCGUCCUCUUCUUCUACUGCUGAGGAGCAGAGAUUUGAUACGCAGGAAGACUUGGGGAGAGAGAGAAAGUGUGUUUUCUUCUUCUGUUGGAGUGAGGGAGAAGGAGAGACAGAGAUAGAGGAUGGGGGAGAAGGAUGGCCUCAAGGAGGCUGUCGAUAUGGAUGCCCUCCUCAAGGAAGCUGUCGAUCUGGAGAACAUCCCUUUGGAGGAGGUGUUCGAGAACCUGAGGUGUACCCGGGAGGGCCUCACCACGCAGCAGGCCGAGGAGCGCCUCGCCAUCUUCGGCCACAACAAGCUCGAGGAGAAGAAGGAGAGCAAGAUCUUGAAAUUUUUGGGGUUCAUGUGGAACCCUCUGUCCUGGGUCAUGGAAGCAGCCGCCGUGAUGGCCAUCGCGCUCGCCAACGGAGGGGGGAAACCUCCGGAUUGGCAGGACUUCGUUGGAAUCAUAACCUUGCUCGUGAUUAACUCGACGAUUAGCUUCAUCGAGGAGAACAAUGCCGGCAAUGCUGCCGCUGCGCUCAUGGCACGCCUCGCGCCCAAAGCCAAGGUGCUUAGGGAUGGUCGGUGGAAAGAGGAGGAAUCUGCCAUCCUUGUUCCCGGAGAUAUCAUUAGCAUCAAGCUUGGAGACAUCAUCCCUGCAGAUUCUCGUCUGCUUGAUGGAGAUCCUUUGAAAAUAGAUCAGAGUGCCCUUACCGGAGAGUCUUUACCAGUUACCAAAGGUCCUGGCGAUGGUGUGUAUUCUGGUUCCACUUGCAAGCAAGGUGAGAUUGAAGCUGUUGUCAUUGCUACAGGUGUGCAUACCUUCUUUGGCAAGGCUGCACAUCUCGUGGACUCCACUAACCAAGUUGGGCACUUUCAAAAGGUCCUGACGGCCAUUGGGAAUUUCUGCAUUUGCUCAAUUGUAGUUGGAAUGUUUGUGGAAAUUAUUGUGAUGUAUCCAAUUCAGCACCGAGCCUAUCGCCCAGGAAUUGACAAUCUUUUGGUUCUUCUAAUUGGAGGAAUUCCCAUAGCUAUGCCAACUGUUCUGUCAGUCACAAUGGCAAUUGGUUCCCAUCGCUUAGCUCAGCAGGGAGCUAUCACAAAGCGGAUGACUGCAAUCGAAGAAAUGGCUGGGAUGGAUGUGCUAUGCAGUGACAAGACUGGAACACUUACUUUGAACAAGCUCACAGUGGAUAAGAAUCUUGUCGAGAUUUUCACAAAAGGUGUAAGCCAGGACACUGUAAUUUUGAUGGCUGCUAGAGCCUCUAGAACUGAAAACCAAGAUGCUAUAGAUACUGCUAUAGUUGGGAUGCUUGCUGACCCAAAGGAGGCACGGGCUGGUGUUCAAGAAGUUCAUUUCCUGCCAUUUAAUCCAACUGACAAGAGGACUGCUUUGACUUACAUUGAUAAUGAGGGGAAAAUGCAUCGGGUUAGCAAAGGUGCACCAGAACAGAUAUUGAAUCUGGCACACAAUAAGUCUGAGAUUGAGCGCAGGGUCCAUGCUGUGAUCGACAAGUUUGCAGAUCGUGGGCUUCGGUCACUUGCUGUUGCAUAUCAGGAAGUUCCAGAGGGAAGGAAAGAAAGUCCAGGAGGUCCAUGGCAAUUUAUCGGUCUCAUGCCACUUUUUGACCCUCCUAGACAUGACAGUGCAGAAACAAUUCGCAGGGCUCUGAAUCUUGGUGUCAAUGUCAAAAUGAUCACAGGUGAUCAGCUGGCAAUAGGGAAGGAAACUGGCCGUCGUUUGGGGAUGGGUACAAACAUGUAUCCUUCGUCUGCUCUGUUGGGACAAAACAAGGAUGAGUCAAUAGCUGCUUUGCCAAUUGAUGAAUUAAUUGAGAAGGCUGAUGGUUUUGCUGGUGUAUUUCCAGGUAUUCUCACUGUUCUUUCAUUUAGACAAGUUUCUCACUACUUUUUUUCAUGGGUGGCAAUGUAUAUGUUUUUUCUAUUGCCAGAGCACAAAUAUGAGAUCGUUAAACGCUUGCAAGCAAGGAAGCAUAUCUGUGGUAUGACUGGUGAUGGAGUGAAUGAUGCUCCUGCUCUAAAGAAGGCUGAUAUUGGAAUAGCAGUUGCAGAUGCAACAGAUGCAGCUCGUAGUGCAUCUGAUAUCGUACUCACAGAACCUGGUUUGAGUGUUAUCAUCAGUGCUGUCCUUACCAGUCGUGCAAUUUUCCAGCGGAUGAAAAAUUACACUAUAUAUGCAGUUUCCAUUACAAUCCGUAUUGUGCUUGGAUUUAUGCUGCUUGCGCUUAUAUGGAAGUUUGACUUUCCACCUUUUAUGGUCCUUAUCAUUGCAAUUCUCAAUGAUGGUACCAUAAUGACCAUAUCGAAAGACAGGGUCAAACCAUCUCCUCUUCCUGACAGCUGGAAACUUGCUGAGAUUUUUGCAACUGGAAUCAUUCUGGGUGGUUACUUGGCAAUGAUGACAGUCAUUUUCUUUUGGGCUGCUUAUAAAACUAAUUUCUUCCCGCGGAUUUUCAAGGUUGAAAGUCUUGAGAAAACAGCCCAGGAUGACUUUCAAAAGCUGGCAUCUGCGGUCUACCUACAAGUGAGCACCAUUAGUCAGGCACUGAUCUUUGUGACAAGAUCACGCAGUUGGUCCUUUGUUGAGCGGCCUGGUUUCUUGCUUGUGACUGCUUUCUUGGUUGCUCAGCUGAUUGCUACUCUGAUAGCUGUGUAUGCCGACUGGAGCUUUUCUGCAAUUAAAGGGAUCGGAUGGGGAUGGGCUGGUGUUAUUUGGCUUUACAACAUAAUCUUCUACUUUCCACUGGAUAUCAUAAAGUUCCUGAUCCGCUAUGCUCUGAGCGGGAGGGCAUGGGAUCUUGUCAUCGAACAAAGAAUUGCUUUCACGAGACAGAAGGAUUUUGGAAAGGAAGCAAGGGAGCUCAAGUGGGCACAUGCUCAGAGAACAUUGCAUGGUCUGCAACCACCUGACACCAAGAUGUUUGGCGACAGGAGCAGUGUUACAGAGCUAAACCAGAUGGCAGAAGAGGCCAAAAGGAGAGCUGAGAUCGCAAGGCUGAGGGAACUACACACUCUCAAAGGACAUGUGGAGUCUGUGGUAAGGUUGAAGGGCUUGGAUAUAGACACAAUUCAGCAAGCCUACACGGUAUGAUUCCCAGGUUGCGAUGCCAGAGGGCUGUAAGCCAGCCACUGAGUUCGGCUGAAUCAUCCACAUAUGCUUCUGCUGUUGUUUGAAGAGUGAAGUGAGUGAAAUCUUCACUAUCCGAGUUGAAAUCCAUCAUCCUACACCUGACCUCCUGCAAUUUUAUAUAUCAUGGUGAUCGUGUAGAACCUUUGUUUUCCAACUGUGUGCAUUGUAUGAGGCUGACGGUUUGUCUCUUGUUUUAACGACAGUCAUUUUGCCCCAUUCUCAUUCAUCAGCAUCCUUUUGAUUUCUGAUA
Musa acuminata AAA Group (dessert banana) is the source of this 3530-nucleotide messenger RNA. RefSeq names its product plasma membrane ATPase 1. Gene Ontology annotation, biological process: proton export across plasma membrane; regulation of intracellular pH. Gene Ontology annotation, cellular component: plasma membrane. Bases 272 to 3241 code for a protein of 989 amino acids. The record is from RefSeq and is a predicted model, not a curated record. Gene Ontology annotation, molecular function: ATP hydrolysis activity; ATP binding; P-type proton-exporting transporter activity. The transcript has 20 exons. Lineage: Eukaryota; Viridiplantae; Streptophyta; Magnoliopsida; Zingiberales; Musaceae.